Lycium ferocissimum is the source of this 1258-nucleotide messenger RNA. RefSeq names its product GDSL esterase/lipase At4g01130-like. The transcript is spliced from 6 exons. The coding region runs from base 54 to 1187 and encodes 377 amino acids. The record is from RefSeq and is a predicted model, not a curated record. Lineage: Eukaryota; Viridiplantae; Streptophyta; Magnoliopsida; Solanales; Solanaceae. Gene Ontology annotation, molecular function: hydrolase activity, acting on ester bonds.
CACUAUAUUACUAUAUUUUUGUGUCUUGUGAGAAAAACUUAACAACAAAAAAAAUGAGUUUUUGGUGUUCAAUUGCGGUUUGGUUACUUUUAAUAGGAAGUUCUAGUUUGGUGGAAAGCAAAUGUGCAUUUGAGGCUAUCUUUAACUUUGGAGACUCCAACACUGAUACAGGUGGAUUUUGUGCAGCAUUUCCACCUCAAGGGUCUCCUUAUGGAAUGACUUAUUUCAAAAGACCAGUAGGACGACCAACUGAUGGCAGGGUUAUCGUUGAUUUUCUUGCUCAAGCAUUUGGUUUGCCAUUUGUGAGUCCAUAUUUGCAAUCAAUUGGAUCUGAUUUCAAACAUGGUGCCAACUUUGCAACAUCUGCAUCCACAGUGCUCAUGCCACAAACAUCAUUGUUUGUAUCAGGCGUUAGCCCCUUCUAUCUUGAUGUUCAGCUACAACAGUUCAAGGAAUUUAAGGUCAAAGUCGAUGCACUUCAGAAUAAAGGGAAUACUAAUCUGCCUCCCUCAGACAUAUUUGGGAAGUCACUUUAUACAUUCUACAUAGGUCAGAAUGAUUUCACUGGCAAUUUGGCAAGUCAAGGAAUAGGUGGAGUGAAGCAGUACUUACCUCAAGUAGUUUCCAAAAUUACUAGCACCAUCAAGGAAAUCCAUGGAUUAGGGGGGAGAACAUUUUUCGUACUUAACCUUGCACCAAUUGGAUGCUACCCAAUGUUUCUGGUCCAGCUCUCUCACGAUAGUUCUGAUAUUGAUGAGUUUGGGUGCUUGAAAUCAUACGACAAUGCAGUGGUGGAAUAUAACAAUAUGCUUAAAGAAGCAUUGGCACAAACCAGAAAAGAACUUUCAGAUGCAAAUGUUGUUUAUGUGGAUACUCAUUCUGUGCUCCUGGAGCUUUUCCAACACCCCACUUCUCACGGGUUAAAAUAUGGAACCAGAGCAUGUUGUGGACAUGGAGGAGGUUCUUACAACUUCAACCAGCAGGUAUUAUGCGGAAAUACCAAAGAGAUAGAUGGACAAACAUUGUCAGCCACAGCUUGUGAGGAUCCAUACAAUUAUGUAAGCUGGGAUGGGAUACAUGCCACUGACGCAGCAAACAAACAAAUUGCAUCUGCCAUUCUCAGUGAUUCUCAUUUUGAUCCUCCAUUUUCACUACAUAAAUUAUGUGAUAUUCAGCGAAUCGGUUGAUACAUGGAGAAAAUGAGCCGUGGGUUAUUAUUACUAGGGAAGAUGAAUAAAAGAAAGUGAUGUUUCUAUGA